UUCUCGCUCACCCCUCCUACCUUCUACAACAGUGCACUGGUCCAUUUGACACUGACAACUUUUUUCCUCUUUUGUAAGGUUCCAAACAUUUAACGUGGAUUGCUGAAAAGAGAAAGCGUGAGCUGUUGACGUUUUCUUUAAGGGAAGCGCUUGAAAGUUACAGAUAGAGAGGCCACUGUUGUAGAAGGUGUACUUAUCUAGAAUGUAAUGGCCUCUCGCGAAGUGAGACAUUUUUGUCCGUUGGUAGAGGACAGCUUCUGUCGGUUUUCUUCACAAAGUAAUGUUUACAGUCUAUCAGCCUUCCCAACCAUCUCUGGCAGUAAGGAUUUGUUGGCAGCCACUCUGAAAGGCAAAGUCAUACAUUUCCGCUAUCAGCAGCUACCACAAAAGGUUCGAGCGGUGGCAAAAGAAGUGCAAUUCACUUAUAUCCCAGAAAGUUGUCUUAAUUUAGAACUGCAAUUCACACCAUUCCAGCUGUAUCAUGCUGAGGUGCAGGAGGAUGGAAAGUAUGAGGUGGUAUUCUUGCUAACUGGCAAUGACCAUUGUGUUCAUAUGUACAAAGAGAAUGAAUUAUUGCAUCAGUUUGAAGAGCAGCCUGUGAGCAACCUUUUCCCAGAGCUCAAAGAGAUGCAAAGCAAUGUUCUUUCUCUAAAUGUGCUCAACAUUCCAAACUCCUGCCGGCGUCUGACUGCAUUUGGCUGCCAGAGUGGAUAUGUGGGAAUAUGUCAUGUUGAUCAGUACAGCAAAACUGUCUUACAUGAAUGGAACAUGCAGCAGGAUGGCCCCAUUUCCAAAGUUGUCUUAUUUAGCCUAACAAACUUCAUUGAGAAGAAAGGUUAUGAUGGUCUUCAACAAGCUCCCAGCAACGUACCAGGUGGAGAAUCCGUGGAAGAACACAAUCUUUUAGUAACCAGCACCAUUGAGUUAUCUGUUGUUUAUCGGAAUGUGCUAAAGGAUGGUCUGAACGAACAAUUGAUUCUUCCAGAAAGUGAUCAGUAUGACAGUGUACUUUGCGCUCUGGUAGUAGAUGUGGACUUUGAUGGAGUCAAGGAGAUUCUUCUGGGAACAUAUGGCCAGGAGUUGUUGUGCUACAAGUACAUUAGAAAUGGAAGUGCUGACCCAGAUACAAUAAGCUGUGAUCCGGCAGUUCAAGCAGCUGGAGAAUUCUGCUUGUUGUGGAAGAGGAGCUUUUUGAGCCCACUGCUGUCCAUGGUAUAUGUUGAUCUUACCUACGAUGGACUCUCUGAGUUAGCAGUUAGUUCCUUAAAAGGACUUCAUAUUCUGCAGCACAGUCUGAACCAGACCACAGCGCUUGUACUGGACAGACUACGCAGGAAAGUGACUGAGCUAGAAAACAGAAGCAAUGCUUCUAAAACUGAUGAAAGUCAUCAAGACCAUUGCACAGAAGGAAAUCGAGCACAAAAUAGCACUUUUUAAAAAAAUAUAUCUAUUAUUUAGGUAUACUUAAAAAAUAAAAUACUUAAAAGCA
This is a messenger RNA of Protopterus annectens (West African lungfish), 1489 nucleotides long. RefSeq names its product kaptin, actin binding protein (gene KPTN). Gene Ontology annotation, biological process: negative regulation of TORC1 signaling; actin filament organization; cellular response to amino acid starvation. Gene Ontology annotation, cellular component: lamellipodium; actin cytoskeleton; KICSTOR complex. Lineage: Eukaryota; Metazoa; Chordata; Ceratodontiformes; Protopteridae. The transcript is spliced from 10 exons. The record is from RefSeq and is a predicted model, not a curated record. The coding region runs from base 208 to 1437 and encodes 409 amino acids. Gene Ontology annotation, molecular function: actin filament binding.